UUGCUUGACGAACGUCACACACAGAUAGAACAGUGUAGGGUGUUAUAGAGAGACGAGAGUCAACGUAGAACUAGAAUCUGAAGAAGCAAUGGCGAAGCAAGAGAGCCCCGACAUAGUUUCCGAUUUCAUCAACUUCCUCAACGCUUCUCCCACUGCUUUCCACGCUGUCGACGAGGCGAAGAAGCGUUUGCGAAGCGCGGGGUUCGAACAACUCUCGGAGAGGGAAGUGUGGGAACUGCAACCCGGCAACAAGUACUUCUUCACCAGAAACUACUCCACCAUUGUCGCCUUCGCUAUCGGCAAAAGGUACGUUGCUGGAAAUGGAUUCCACAUAAUUGGGGCUCACACGGAUAGUCCUUCUUUGAAGCUGAAGCCCGUCACCAAGGUUGUUAAGGGUGGAAUUUUGGAGGUUGGUGUCCAAUUAUAUGGGGGUGGUUUGUGGCAUACGUGGUUCGAUCGUGACCUGACUGUGGCUGGGAGGGUCCUUGUGCGAGAAGAGAAUGCAGGUUCUGAAUCAUACUCACAUCGCCUUGUUAGAAUUGAGGAGCCUAUAAUACGGAUCCCGACAUUGGCUAUUCACUUGGACAGGACUGUUAAUGAUGAUGGAUUCAAAUUUAACACACAGACUCAUCUUCUUCCCGUAUUGGCAACAGCACUAAAGGGAGAGGUCAAUAAAGUGUCCUCUGAAAAUGGUCCAGUUGAAAGUGGAAAUCAAACUGAUGGAAAGAAAUCAAAUGAUAAAUCAGACACCAGCAAUACAAAGCACCACCUUCUUCUUCUACAGUUGCUUGCAAAUAAACUCGGGUGUGAACCAAAUGACAUUUGUGAUUUUGAAUUGCAAGCUUGCGAUACUCAACCAAGUGUUGUUGCUGGAGCUGCUAAGGAAUUCAUUUUUUCAGGACGGCUUGAUAACCUCUGCAUGUCAUUUUGCUCACUGAAGGCAUUAAUAGAUGCAACAUCCUCUGACAGAAGUCUUGAGGAAGAGACUGGCAUUAGAAUGGUGGCUUUGUUUGACCAUGAGGAAGUUGGAUCUGAUUCUGCACAAGGAGCUGGCUCUCCUGUUAUGCUAACUGCUUUGUCCAGGGUUACAUAUUCCUUCAGCUCAAAUUCCAACCUGCUGGAGAAAGCGGUACAAAGAAGCUUCCUUGUAUCUGCCGAUAUGGCACAUGCACUUCACCCCAAUUACAUGGAGAAGCAUGAAGAAAAUCAUCAGCCUAAACUACAUGGAGGACUUGUCAUUAAAAACAAUGCAGGUCAACGCUACGCAACCAAUGCUGUCACUUCCUUUAUAUUCAGGGAGAUAGCAUCAAAGCAUAACCUUCCCGUUCAGGACUUUGUGGUGCGCAAUGACAUGUCUUGUGGCACAACCAUUGGUCCUAUUCUUGCCAGUGGCGUAGGUGUUCGAACUGUUGACGUCGGUGCACCGCAAUUGUCAAUGCAUAGCAUACGAGAAAUGUGUGCUAUUGAUGAUGUGAAGUAUUCAUACGAGCAUUUCAAGGCCUUUUACCUUGAAUUCUCUCACCUCGAUGCUAAGAUUGCCGUUGACAUGUAGAGGAAAUGCUCAUUGAUCCUUUGCUCUUGAUGUUGUUGCUGAAAUGGUCGUGAUUACAAUGUUGUAACAUUAUUAUAAUGAUGAAGUCUUAAUAAAAUUAGACUCUUAAUGCAAUAUUAGCACGUUUUUUUUAUCUAAGUAGUUCACAUCUGAUAGAAACCAAUCUGCUACUAGAGUAGAAGUUCAAAUAAAUAUACUAUUGUCGAGCAAUAUUCAAUUCAGGAAAUGUAGGACACGACUGUUAUUUGAAGCUACUCCUGUACAUCAGUGCCUACCUGCUUACAAACGAGAAUUCAUCGAGUGAACAAUAUUUUUAGUGAAGCUUAAGUUUGCAUACCCUAUUACCUGUAUUUUUUCCUUUUCAUUUUCUUGUACGUUAUGCUAUUAUAUUAAUAGCUUACCUCUGUUUCCUC
Molecule: messenger RNA, 1965 nt
Organism: Abrus precatorius (Indian licorice)
Lineage: Eukaryota; Viridiplantae; Streptophyta; Magnoliopsida; Fabales; Fabaceae
Product: probable aspartyl aminopeptidase
Exons: 11
Coding region: 89-1552 (487 amino acids)
Biological process (GO): proteolysis
Molecular function (GO): zinc ion binding; aminopeptidase activity
Source: RefSeq, a predicted model, not a curated record